Molecule: messenger RNA, 872 nt
Organism: Dreissena polymorpha
Lineage: Eukaryota; Metazoa; Mollusca; Bivalvia; Myida; Dreissenidae
Exons: 3
Coding region: 225-815 (196 amino acids)
Source: RefSeq, a predicted model, not a curated record
AAAUCGGAAUUUGACCUUUAAUAAUGAUUUUACAGUAAUUGCUAGUUAACAGAAACGUCGAUCAGAGCCGCCGUUGUGUUUUCUAUAGUCAUUUGUCUAGUGAUGUAAAGUUGCUUGGAUUGCCAUGUCAGUAUGCAAUAAUAUGCUCUCUUUUCCUACUGAAAUAUAAGCCAAACGUUUUCAACACAGAUUCAAACAGUUCGUUAAAUUCGUGAUAACUAUAUAUGAUGCGUAUAAUAUUCACAAACAAUGUCUGUAAUGAAAAUGAAAUAAAACCACUUUUCUUUUCAGCGUUCAGUAUCCGCGUGAAAGCAGGAGUGACGUUGGCUGCAGCUGUCAGUCCGUACGUCAUGAUCGUUGAUUGCACAGAUGCCGUAACCGCCGUCAGUUCAACGUUUACCCAGCCAGUCCUUGAUAAGCCGCCGACAUUUGUAUCUGGGAUUCCUGGGAAUUCCCCUGACGUCUCAGACGACAACGUGAUUGCGACGUCACUGGGAAAGUUCACAACUACGGACCCUGAUACCACGUGUUCUGUGACGUUACCUGUGACAACCGUUUAUGAGAUCAGAAAAGUGGCGUCACCGACCGAUCCCCAGAAACCGGAGUUUGAAGUGUGGAUCAGUAACGCCGUUACCCAGGCGUCUAUCGACUUCAAUGACCCGCCUGUUUCCCUUACGUUAACAAUCAAGUGCACUGACAGGAACGUUCUUAAUGACAUCACGGGGACGUUUAACGUCAACAUUGUCGACUCAGUAAGUUGCGUUCACGUUAUUAUAGGGUAUGGGAAUCCUGAUGAAUUGCUUGGAAAGCACUAAACUAUUUGUAUAAAUUUAAAAACUCUUUGAAAAACGACCAGCCCUGAUGGUUUAAAA